Abrus precatorius (Indian licorice) is the source of this 952-nucleotide messenger RNA. RefSeq names its product protein RESPONSE TO LOW SULFUR 2-like. The record is from RefSeq and is a predicted model, not a curated record. Gene Ontology annotation, biological process: cellular oxidant detoxification. The transcript has a single exon. Bases 268 to 627 code for a protein of 119 amino acids. NCBI's taxonomy places the organism in Eukaryota, Viridiplantae, Streptophyta, Magnoliopsida, Fabales, Fabaceae.
AGUAAAAAGCACGAUCAAGAAAAGAAAACAAAGCAAAUGCGUCAGCAACGUUGAACGGGUUAAAAAUCCGCGAGUUGUAGAAACAAAAGAGGUUCAUUGAACCUGGACACACCCGAUUACGCUCUAUUUAUACCCAUGCCGCCACACCACACCACACAACCCAAUCUUUUGAAAAAACUAGCUUCCAUUUUACAUUUGUUACUUCCAAAUAUAUAAUUUCUUAUAUUUAGAAAUUUUUUCAUUUUAAUUUAAUUUGAGAACCGUUUCAUGGCGCCGACGAUGAUGGCCGUGAUCGGCAUCGGCGGGAAGCAAGGGAACAAAAAGCCGGUGCCUGAGAGCGAGCUGAAGAAGAGGAACGAGGAGCUCGAGAAGGAGCUUAGAGAGAGCAGGGAGAGAGAGGAGCAGAUGAAGCGGGAACUGCAAAACGCGUGGCAAAGGCUGCGCGUGGCGGAGGAAGCCGAGGAGAGGCUCUGCUCGCAGCUCGGAGAGCUAGAAGCGGAAUCCGUUCACCAGGCGCGUGACUACCACGCCCGAAUCGUUUCCCUUAUGGACCAGCUCUCUCGCGCGCAGAACCUCCUCCUCAAAGCUGGCACUCCCUCCAUUUCACUUCGUUCCUCCUCUUCAUGAUAUAUAUGGUUUUUCCGAAGAAAAUCAUUGUAAUAAAUUUUGGCAUUUACAUCUCAGAAUCGUUGUUUAUUGUUUAGAUGUAUCAUAUGAUGAUGAUGGUGAUCCAUAUUGGCGUGGAUCGAAUCUCUGUUACUCUGUAAAAAUUUUGGUGAAUGGUUGAGAAUAGUUUGAUUGCUUUUAGAGUUUCGAGACGUUAAUGCUGGUAGUGAUUCCGUUCUGCAAGUGUGUAGUUGUAAUCACUAAAAAAUUUGUAAACGCAGAUCCAGAGUAGGAGCUUCGAUUUAUAAAUAUUCAAAUGUGAAUCUAUACACGUCAUAGAAUUUUC